AUGUCGUCAGAAACAGCAGUUCAAAACUCGCAAAACAACGAAAUUUCUUCUGAAGAUGAAGUAUUAUCAGUACUCAAAAGUAAGGUCAAAAAGAAAGCUAAUAAAAGGAAAAAACCACCAAAAAAACACUAUGUUGAUAAUUGCGAUAAACAGCUAAUGCCACAAGUAUUCGUGCAUGUAAAAGUUGAGGAAGUAGAAGACGAAGACGAACGUCCAUUGGAUUUCAGUGGGUAUCGUAAAGAAAAUGUUGCCACAUCAUCAGACCCAAAUCCCCCAAAACCGAAACGCAGAAGAAGGCCACCUGAUAAACCAAAAAAAAAAAGGUUAUUCAAGUGCCCACAGUGUGAUGCAGUAUUUGAACAGAAUGUAGAUUUAAAGACACAUGCCAAAGAACAUCAAGUUGUUACAAGACACAAAUGUGAGCCAUGCGGACGUUAUUUCAACAAAGCAUUCAGUCUUCGUUUACACAGUCGUGUACAUAUGGAGAAGAUGGAAAUAUGUCCUGUCUGCGGUGUGGCUUAUACCCUAAAAAUCAACAUGCUCCGUCAUAUGAAUUCGCAUGAACCAACAGAGCCAUGUCCAAAGUGUCCGUCAAAGUUCCAUACCAAGAGCCUGUUGGAAGCACAUAUGCGUGUGCAUGAAGUAAAAGAAAAUUCUGGAGAAAUUCCGAAAAGAGGGGGCAAACGCGGCGUGACUACCGCCGCCCAUGAUCAACCGCAACACCAGGGGAAUUGCAGAAAUGAAAAUAAAAGAAAUAAAACGAAAGAAAAAACGUCUCCACCGUCGAGUCGCAUUAAGUCUGAAGUAGAGUCAGAAGAAAACGAUGUCAGUGACAACCAAAACAUGUCGAACAGCUAUGAAGUCUAUUUAAAAAGGGAUGACCUGAAUCAUGCAACUCAGUGCGCAAUUGUUAGCAAAAUGCAUAAGGGUAGAUCCGUGCCUGACAUCUGUAAGCUGUACAACUUGACGCCUGAAGUCGUGAAUGAGAUUUGGGAGGAUAGAGAUAACUAUGCUCUACCAAAGAAGGCGGGCAAAAAAUACAUGAACAGCAUACUCGAUGCCAGGAUAGUGGAGUGGUUCCAUAACCAAAGAGCGAACGAUGUACAAGUGUCAGGAAAAAUGCUACAGGAUAUAGCUGAAACAUUUGCUAAAGAGAGUGGUUUUGUUGCAUUUAAUGGCAGUAGAAAGUGGUUGGAUCGAUUCAAAGCCAAAUACAAAAUUUCAUUGCGUGGUACACCACCUAAAAGAGACUAUAGUAAUGUAGCAUUUGGAUGUAAAUGGAAAAACCUGUUCUUCAAAGAAACCUGGUGUGAUGUUCGUCUUGGAAUUGCCGAUGAAGACAUUUACACAGGAGACGAAGUAGGAUUUUACUUUAACCCAUCCAAAGGCAGAAUAAAAAAGAUGUCGGGAAAGAAAUUCAUUCAGGGAUAUGUGAAAGACCGUCUUUCUAUUUUCAUUUGUGCCAAUGUGACUGGUAGUGAUAAAAAACAGUUGGUUGUGUGUGGAACAGAAGACCCUUUAGUGCAUUCUCAUAGGAACCCAGAUACAUUGCCUGUGACUUAUAUAAGACAUGCUCAAGCCCAUUUUACGACGCAAAUGUUUGAAGAGUAUGUCAAAUAUUGGAAUAGGGAACUACAAGUACGGAAUAGAAAAGCAGUGCUCAUUCUGGACAGAGCAACAAUCCAUUCUAAGCUUGUGUUGUCGAAUUUAAAACUAGUUUUUGUCCCAUGGAAGGCGUCAUCCGGUUUAAUACCUGUCAGAAACGGUAUAUUUAGCGGAUUUCGUGAUGAAUUUCGUAGAUUGUUUCUUAUGGAGAAAGCUAUGAAUGCUGUAAGGGGGGUAGAUAGAAAUAUGACUUGUCUAGAGGCAUUGAAUAUGUUAGAGAAAGCUUGGGAACGUUUACCGGCGCAUGUAAUAAACGCCGGUUUUGUGUCUACAGGCUAUGACGUAAAGAAAUUAGAAGCACCAACGGAAAGGCAAACAUUUAUAGACAAUGAAGAAGAAAUGUUGUGUCAGUUUUUAAGAGAUUACGAUGUUGAGCCAUAUUUCACGGAUCUUUCACAUCUCGACAUGUACCUAACAGUUGACGAAGAACUUUUGACAGGUCAGGGGACGAAUGGAUCUGUUUUUGGUGGAAAUCAUAAAGUAACUGAUCCUGUAUCACGCGAAAGAGAAAAAGAAGAGUUACUCCCAAUAGGGACGGAGAAACCAGAGUCCAGUGAUGCAGAGAAUAUGGUUCAAAAAACUAGAGCUUUAAAGGAUUUAGAAAUCAUACGGGAGUAUUUGCAAAGUACAGAUACUCCAUUUGCAGCAUACUCAGAUUUUAUGACUAUAGAAACGUUCCUUUUGAGAAACCCUUUCAAUGAAGAGUCUUGA
Parnassius apollo (apollo) is the source of this 2376-nucleotide messenger RNA. The record is from the annotation of a GenBank genome assembly. NCBI's taxonomy places the organism in Eukaryota, Metazoa, Arthropoda, Insecta, Lepidoptera, Papilionidae.